Rosa rugosa (rugosa rose) is the source of this 2435-nucleotide messenger RNA. Its product is annotated as heat shock protein 83-like. The record is from RefSeq and is a predicted model, not a curated record. The coding region runs from base 88 to 2196 and encodes 702 amino acids. Gene Ontology annotation, molecular function: ATP hydrolysis activity; ATP-dependent protein folding chaperone; ATP binding. Gene Ontology annotation, cellular component: protein-containing complex; perinuclear region of cytoplasm; plasma membrane. The transcript is spliced from 4 exons. Lineage: Eukaryota; Viridiplantae; Streptophyta; Magnoliopsida; Rosales; Rosaceae. Gene Ontology annotation, biological process: cellular response to heat; protein stabilization; protein folding.
CGCCUUCUUCACUCUAAUCGCAAAUCCUAAACCCUAGAAAGUAGUUUCAGCAAAACCUUCAAUUUCUUUCUCGCUUGCUCUAACACAAUGGCGGAGGAUGCGGAGACCUUUGCGUUCCAGGCCGAGAUCAACCAGCUUCUGAGUCUGAUCAUCAACACCUUCUACAGCAACAAGGAGAUUUUCCUUCGCGAACUCAUCAGCAAUUCCUCUGAUGCUUUGGACAAAAUUCGAUUCGAGAGCCUUACGGACAAAAGCAAGCUUGAUGCUCAACCGGAGCUUUUCAUCAGGCUUGUGCCUGAUAAGGUCAACAACACGCUCUCCAUCAUUGAUAGUGGCAUUGGCAUGACCAAAGCAGAUUUGGUGAACAACUUGGGCACGAUUGCAAGGUCCGGAACCAAGGAGUUUAUGGAGGCCUUGCAGUCUGGGGUGUCUGAUGUGAGCAUGAUUGGACAGUUUGGUGUGGGUUUCUAUUCCGCUUAUCUUGUUGCUGAGAAGGUCAUUGUGACCACAAAACACAAUGAUGACGAACAAUACAUCUGGGAAUCGCAAGCGGGUGGUUCCUUCACCGUCACUAGAGAUGUAAAUGGAGAGCAGCUAGGCAGGGGAACCAAGAUCACUCUCUUCCUCAAGGAGGAUCAGUUGGAAUAUCUAGAGGAGAGGAGGAUCAAGGACCUUGUGAAGAAGCACUCUGAAUUCAUCAGCUAUCCCAUCUAUCUUUGGACGGAGAAGACUACUGAGAAAGAGAUUAGUGAUGAUGAGGAAGAUGAGGAAGCCAAGAAGGAAGAGGAAGGAGAAGUUGAGGAAGUUAACGAGGACAAGGAGAAAGAAUCAAAGAAGAAAAAGAAGAUCAAGGAGGUUUCCCAUGAGUGGGAGCUAAUCAACAAGCAGAAACCUAUCUGGCUGCGCAAGCCUGAGGAAAUUACCAAGGAUGAAUAUGCUGCAUUCUACAAGAGCUUGACCAAUGACUGGGAGGAACACCUUGCUGUCAAGCAUUUCUCUGUUGAAGGACAGCUUGAAUUCAAAGCCAUUCUCUUUGUCCCAAAGAGAGCUCCGUUCGACCUGUUUGACACCAGGAAAAAGAUGAAUAACAUUAAGCUCUAUGUCAGGAGAGUGUUUAUUAUGGACAACUGUGAAGAGCUCAUCCCAGAGUAUCUUGGAUUUGUUAAGGGUGUCGUGGACUCCGAUGACUUGCCACUGAACAUCUCUCGUGAGAUGCUUCAACAGAACAAGAUAUUGAAGGUGAUCAGGAAGAACCUUGUGAAGAAGUGCAUUGAGAUGUUCAAUGAGAUUGCUGAAAACAAAGAGGAUUACACCAAGUUUUAUGAGGCAUUCUCCAAGAACUUGAAGUUGGGUAUUCAUGAAGACAGCCAGAACAGAGCCAAAUUGGCUGACCUUCUCCGGUACCACUCCACCAAGAGUGGUGAGGACCUGACAAGCCUGAAGGACUAUGUUACCAGAAUGAAGGAGGGCCAAAAGGACAUUUACUACAUUACUGGUGAAAGCAAGAAGGCAGUGGAGAAUUCUCCAUUCUUGGAGCGCCUCAAGAAAAAGGGAUAUGAAGUGCUUUUCAUGGUGGAUGCGAUCGAUGAGUAUGCUGUAGGUCAGUUGAAGGAGUAUGAUGGCAAGAAGUUGGUGUCUGCCACAAAGGAAGGAUUGAAGCUUGAUGAUGAAACUGAGGAAGAGAAGCAGAAGAGAGAGGAGAAGAAGAAAUCCUUUGAGAAUCUUUGCAAGACAAUCAAGGACAUUUUGGGAGAUAGGAUUGAGAAGGUAGUAGUAUCUGACAGAAUUGUGGAUUCGCCUUGCUGCUUGGUGACGGGUGAAUAUGGCUGGACUGCGAAUAUGGAGAGGAUCAUGAAGGCUCAGGCUCUCAGGGACAACAGCAUGGGAUCCUACAUGUCUAGCAAGAAGACAAUGGAAAUCAAUCCAGAUAAUGGAAUCAUGGAGGAGUUGAGGAAGAGGGCCGAAGCUGAUAAGAAUGACAAGUCUGUCAAGGACCUUGUGCUGCUGCUGUUCGAGACUGCCCUCUUGACUUCCGGAUUCAGCUUGGAUGAUCCCAACACUUUUGCGGCAAGAAUCAACAGGAUGUUGAAGCUGGGCCUCAGCAUUGAUGAGGAUGAGGCAGCUGGUGAAGAUGCAGAUAUGCCUGGUUUGGAGGACGAUGCUGCUGAAGAGAGCAAGAUGGAGGAGGUCGACUAAGGUUCUGGAUUAGUGAAGUAAUCUGCUUCAGAGUUUGUGGUUAUGUCUUGGCAAGUUGUUUAAACUAGUAAUUGUGAGUAGUAGUUCUGUCAUAUGUUAGUCUUUUUCUAUUUUUCUGUAUUGGGGCAUUACUCUAAAGUCUGAACUCUGUUCCAAAUUCAAAAUAUGUUUGUGCCUCUUUUUAAUUGGAGCUGUUUCCUACAUUUAUUUUUUCCGAGUCAUUUGAGUUUUUAUCAAUC